Messenger RNA from Truncatella angustata, 771 nucleotides. RefSeq lists its product as uncharacterized. The transcript is spliced from 5 exons. Gene Ontology annotation, molecular function: Arp2/3 complex binding; actin binding. NCBI's taxonomy places the organism in Eukaryota, Fungi, Ascomycota, Sordariomycetes, Amphisphaeriales, Sporocadaceae. The record is from RefSeq and is a predicted model, not a curated record. Gene Ontology annotation, biological process: negative regulation of Arp2/3 complex-mediated actin nucleation; actin filament debranching. Gene Ontology annotation, cellular component: actin cortical patch. The coding region runs from base 279 to 710 and encodes 143 amino acids.
GAUCCAUGCCGCGUUGUGGAGAAUGAGAACCGUCACCCUGUGGCCCCGCGCGGCACUAGACUAAGCUGAACUAAGAUUAGCAGCCUUUGCUUCGUACCUUCCCGCAUCAUUUGGAGAUUGGAGGGGUCGAUCGCGAGGCACGAUUCUGCCCAAAGUAAUUCGGAGUGACUGUGUACUACGGGACACCAUCGUUCCCUUUUCGUCUGAGAAUCAACAAACCCAUCUUCAGGGGCGUCAGGAACUCUUCCCCUCCGUCCCUCACCUAUAAAGGAAACACCAUGGCCUCCGAAUCAAGGCUGUACACCUUCUCGCAGGAGACGAAGGACCACCUGCGAAAGUUCCGCCUGGGAACUUCUAGGUCCAACGACCCGCAAGCCGUUAUCUAUACCAUCGAUAAGAAGACACUCGAGAUCAAGCAAGAUGAAGACAAAGUCGUUUACAAGACGCUGGAGGAGAUCGGAGACGAUCUACCAGAUCACUCGCCCAGAUUCGUGCUGCUGAGCUACCCUUUGACAUUGGCUUCCGGACGUCUAUCUGUACCCUAUGUCAUGCUGUACUACCUUCCUGUGACGGCGAAUGCGGAACUGCGCAUGACGUACGCCGGUGCGAAAGAGCUUAUGCGAAAUACUGCCGAAGUGGGAAAGGUCAUUGAGAUCGAGACGGUAGAGGACUUGGAAGAUAUCCCGGAGAAGUUGGGGUCUACCAACUAGCCGUCGGAGGCUCUAUUCCGCCAAAGGAUUUUACGAAUGCGCAGAAGGCUGGAGUGGGAUU